Acinonyx jubatus (cheetah) is the source of this 3432-nucleotide messenger RNA. RefSeq names its product septin 10 (gene SEPTIN10). Gene Ontology annotation, biological process: cytoskeleton-dependent cytokinesis. Bases 416 to 1780 code for a protein of 454 amino acids. Gene Ontology annotation, cellular component: microtubule cytoskeleton; septin complex; cell division site. NCBI's taxonomy places the organism in Eukaryota, Metazoa, Chordata, Mammalia, Carnivora, Felidae. The record is from RefSeq and is a predicted model, not a curated record. Gene Ontology annotation, molecular function: GTP binding; GTPase activity; molecular adaptor activity. The transcript has 11 exons.
CUAUUUUCCUAAGGUCCUGAAUCUCUUCCAGUCACUCUCCCUCCGCUUGGGUUUGUCGUCUUCUGAGGCGUCGAGGGGAUACUCUUGAGAGAGGCUCCCUUCGCGCACGCGCGCAACUAUUUGGCGCGGUUAAUGUCGCGCGCCCUGCCUGGCGGGGCCUUAGCCCUCUGGCUUUCUGCCCUCGCGUCACUGAGGCUACUAGACUUGGCCCCUCCCCUUUCCCCGGACACCCCUACCCCCUUCUCCCGCGGAGGCUGGCCUCGCCCGUUACACCGCCUGCGGUCCGCGCCCCGCGCGUUCAACUCUUCCCGGCGCCCCUUUGCUCCCUUCGCGGUCGGGACGCUACGCUCGGGGGCCCGGGCUGAAACCCCACUUCGCUGAGACCCCAGCCUCCGCUCAGCUCCCGCUCGGGACCAUGACCUCUGAGGUGGCGCGGCAUCUGCUCUUUCAGUCUCACAUGCCAACAAAAACAACUUGUCCAUCCUCACAAGUAUCUGAUGAUGAACAGAAACAAAAAAGAGAAAAUAUUCGUUCUUUAACUAUGUCUGGCCAUGUUGGUUUUGAGAGUUUGCCUGAUCAGCUGGUCAAUAGAUCCAUUCAGCAAGGCUUCUGUUUUAAUAUUCUCUGUGUGGGGGAAACUGGAAUUGGAAAAUCAACAUUGAUUGACACACUGUUUAAUACUAAUUUUGAAGACCAUGAAUCCUCACAUUUUUACCCACAUGUUAGACUUAAAGCUCAGACAUAUGAACUCCAUGAAAGUAAUGUUCAAUUGAAAUUGACCAUUGUGAAUACAGUAGGAUUUGGUGACCAAAUAAACAAAGAAGAAAGCUACCAACCAGUAGUUGACUACAUAGAUGCUCAGUUUGAGGCCUAUCUCCAAGAAGAGCUAAAGAUCAAGCGUUCUCUCUUUAAUUACCACGAUUCUCGCAUCCAUGUGUGCCUCUACUUCAUCUCACCUACAGGUCACUCUCUGAAGACACUGGAUCUCUUAACAAUGAAGACCCUUGACAGCAAGGUGAACAUUAUACCAGUGAUUGCCAAAGCAGAUGCAAUUUCUAAAGCUGAAUUACAGAAGUUUAAGAUCAAGCUCAUGAGUGAAUUGGUUAGCAAUGGUGUCCAGAUAUACCAAUUCCCAGCAGAUGAUGAAACUAUUGCUAAAAUCAAUGCUUCAAUGAAUGGACAUUUGCCAUUUGCUGUUGUAGGAAGUAUGGAUGAGGUAAAAGUUGGAAAUAAGAUGGUCAAAGCUCGCCAAUACCCUUGGGGUGUUGUACAAGUGGAAAAUGAAAACCACUGUGACUUUGUAAAACUCCGAGAAAUGCUAAUUUGUACAAACAUGGAGGAUCUGCGAGAACAGACCCAUACUAGGCAUUAUGAACUUUACAGGCGUUGCAAACUGGAGGAAAUGGGCUUUACAGAUGUGGGUCCAGAGAAUAAGCCACUCAGUCUUCAAGAGACCUAUGAAGCCAAAAGACAUGAAUUUUAUGGUGAACGUCAGAGGAAGGAAGAAGAAAUGAAGCAGAUGUUUGUGCAGCGAGUAAAGGAGAAAGAAGCCAUAUUGAAAGAAGCUGAAAGAGAGCUACAGGCUAAAUUUGAGCACCUUAAAAGAGUUCACCAAGAAGAGAGAAUGAAGCUUGAAGAAAAGAGAAGACUCUUGGAAGAAGAAAUAAUCGCUUUCUCAAAAAAGAAAGCUACUUCAGAGAUAUACCAGAACCAGUCCUACAUGGCAUCAGGCAGCAACCUGAAGAAGGACAAAGACCGUAAGAACUCCAAUUUUAUGUAAAACAAAGGUUCCAGAUGAUAGAAGGUCAUCACAAGCAAAAGUUAUUAAAAUGUUAGAAGUAUGCUCUGAUUUUCUUGCUGUUUUUAUUUUCUGUAUCACUUAUUCUAUAUCUGGCAAAUGGCCACAAAUGGCACUUAAAUGCUUUUAAGUAUAAAGUUAAUAUAUAAACCACAGUGAAUGAUAUCACUUAUAUAUUCACUGUUGUUAGAGGUUUUCAAGUUGCUGGUUUGUGAUGAAUGUAGAUCAUUUUUCCUGCUGCCUGGUUAUUGUCACUUACAUGCAUUGUACCAUGGAGCAAAGUGUCAGUGACAUUGAAAAUACAGAACUCAUUCAUUGUAUGGCUAUCUGAUUGCAUUUAUAUUCCAAGAGGAACUCCUUUUUUGUACAUACCAAAGGUAAAAUUUGGGAAAUAUGUUUUAAAAUGCAUUAUAUACCUGAAGCUCUAAUCUCUUAAUAGUUUUAUAGAAGUUUUUAAUUUUUGUACCAUUAUCCAAUUGAUAACAUGAUCCUACGCUUUUGUAUGAAAUUAUGUAACAUGAUGGCCUUCUAUGCUUCACUAUACCUUACUGUGGUUGAAGUAUUGUUGUAAUGGAGCAAGAUAUGUUUGAAAGUAAUAACAUCUAGGUAUAAAUCCCUUUUCUAGUGAUGAGUACCUUUGAAUCUGGGGUGUUGCCACUCUAUUUCAUUAGGAUAUUUUAUAUGUUUAAAACUGUCUUCCAGGGAAAAAAAAUCAUAAGGUUGAAUUGUCUUCUUAAAAAUAUUUCUUAAGAAAAUAUCUGUCAGCAUCUGAAUAUUAAAGAUAUAAAAAUUUAGAUAACUCAUAUAUUGAGAUAUUUGAAUUCAGUGCCUUCAUAGUAUUCUUAGAACAAUUGGAUGCCUUCUAACUUUUUCUUAACAGUCAUAGAUAGGUAUAUAAUUUUUCACUUUUGUACUUGAAUAUCCUAAAUAAAAUAUCCUCUUGACAAAUAAGAUAUAUCUACGUAUUUACUAAAAUUGGUUUAAAAUUACUUUAACUUUUCUUUUUGCAAACUGUCAUCUUAAAGAAACAUUUUGUCAAAAUUAGUUCAUUUAAUCAUGUGUUUGAAUUAUUUUAAGACAGAGAUGUAUAUUACCAGUAUUUUUCAGAAAACAAAAUGUUUUACUUAGCCUAUGUCAGAUUCUGAGCAGUGUAUAUUUUCAUGAAAUUGUAUAAGUUGCAAAUAAAACCUUUCAUUUCAUAGCAUAAUUUAUCAGAACAAACACCUUAAAUUCCAGUUUUGCAUUUGAAAUUCACAAAUGUCUCUUAGCCUUUUAAAACAUUAGUAAAGUAAGUUAUAAGUAUCACAGAAAAAGCUCUGAACUUUCUUCUCAGGAUCAGUAAUGCCCAGGUUCUGGAAGGUGGGAGCAAGAGAGCCUCUGAGUCCAUGAGGGCAGGUAGCCUGUUGUACGGAGCCCAGCUGGAAGGUGAGAGCAGGAGAGCCCGUGAGUCCCUGAGGGCAGGUAGCCUGUCGUACAGAGCCCAUCCACUGCCACAGCACUGAGCGUUAGCUGAGGGGAGUGUCAUCCUGGAAGCUCAAUUAUGUAAUGUGAGUGCUGGUCAUCUGUAGUUUUAUUAUAUCAAACUAUGUAUUAAACAGCUAUCCUCAACUUUAAUAAAGUAAGUUUAAAUGCCA